Molecule: messenger RNA, 1800 nt
Organism: Funneliformis caledonium
Lineage: Eukaryota; Fungi; Glomeromycota; Glomeromycetes; Glomerales; Glomeraceae
Source: the annotation of a GenBank genome assembly
CAAUUCUCACAUCAACCUCCACAGCAAUUCUCACAUCAACCUCCACAGCAAUUCUCACAUCAACCUCCACAGCAAUUCUCAUAUCAACCUCCACAGCAAUUCUCAUAUCAACCUCCACUUCAACCUCCACAUCAUAUCCCACAUCAUCAACCUCCACAUCAGCCUUUACAUCAACUCACACAUCAACCUCCACAGCAGUUCCCACAUCAACCUCCACAACAACAAUGCAAUGAAGAGAUGAUGGUUCAGGGUUCAGAUAUUUCAAAGUAUUACGAGGUAAAACUUCCGGGAAUGGAUCAACCAAUACUCGUUUCCAAGCUCAUAGUCGAGAAAAAAGUUUUUGAACCUGUCCAAUCUUCUUCACCCACCGAGUUACGCGCUGAUCAACGUCCAGUAAUCACGGUCAAUCUACCGAGAAAUACAAAGAAUUCUCUUCUCUGUGAAGAACCUUGGUGGUUAUCUUCAAAAGGUUCCGGUGAAUACGAAUCUGCACACGCGAUAGAAAUUGCGACGGGGGUUUGCCCUUUGGUGAAGUUACCUCCUCAUGGAUCGCAAAGCCUAUCAAUCAAAUCGAGUUCAAGAAGGGAAUUAAUGUGGAUCAACCGUUAUAAAGAUUAUAGUCAUCACAACGAUAUCACAUCAAGCAGUAUCAACUUCGAAUCCGAACCACUUGUCGUACGAUUACCUCCAAAAGCAAUUCCUAAUACGCGUUUUAAUAUACAGAAUCUCAAAAUUGAAACGAACAUAGAGCUUUGUAAAGACGACGAUGAUGCCUUCUUUGCAUCUUUGGGUUGUUCAACCUUGUCUACUCCCGUGUCCGAGACUUCAACUACCUCAUUUUCAAAUACGUCGACGUACGCAGAAUCAGCAAACACCGUGUUUACCGAAGAAGAAUCUAUUAAUGAUGUAAAGCAUUGCAAUUCUCGAUCACCUUCCGUACUUUCAACCCUUAGUUCUGAGCAUCUUUCUCCAGUUUUGGAAGAAGAUGAGGAGGAGGAAGAGUUUGAAAAAGUACUUCCCGUCGAGGAAUGUCAAAAAGAGAUGACAAUCGAAGAACCAGUUGACUUGGAAAUUUGCGGGAAUGAAAGUGAGGAUUCAGAACAAAAGAUAGACGACCACGAGGUACUCGAGGAGCACGAGGAGCAAGAAUAUUUGCUCCCCCACUUAUUUGAAAUUGUGGAACAACUCAAGAAAUUGGAACCAGAUUCAGAUGAGGCACUUAGGAUUCGUCGACAACUCGAAAGAAUCAAAGAAGAGAAUUAUCCGGAAUCUUUACCAUUGUCUAAUAAAUGGACAAUGUAUUUUUCAGAUACAUCAGCGACGAAGACAAACACAAGGAUCGUCUCGAAGAAUAAAUAUUCUUCGACAUUGAACACGGUUUUUAAGUGCAACACGGUUCCAGAAUUGUGCUCAAAUUUGCGUGAAUUCUAUUCAAAAGUUAAGCCAAGCGACAUGAAAACGUUUGCGAAUCUUAGCUUCUUUAAGGGGGACAUAAUGCCUAUGUGGGAAGAUGAAGUUAACCAAAAGGGAGGUCGUUUCACUUUAUGUCCUUCAAGAAAUCGACUUGAUUCGCUAUGGGAUUCAAUUAUCUUGCUUCUUGCCGGUGAAACUAUCGACGAUAACAAUGUUAUCUGCGGUGCCGUCUGCGCUCGUAGAAGCAGAGGUGAUCGCGUAGAACUUUGGUUAAGCGGCAAUGCUGAUAACGAAGCCAUCGAUCAUAUCAGAGAACUAUUGGCAGUCGAGUUAGGUAGUGACAUGGUUAGGAACCUCAAAUACAAGAAACACUACGAAAAGCCAUGA